Podarcis muralis (Common wall lizard) is the source of this 7875-nucleotide messenger RNA. RefSeq names its product ST8 alpha-N-acetyl-neuraminide alpha-2,8-sialyltransferase 4 (gene ST8SIA4). Gene Ontology annotation, biological process: oligosaccharide metabolic process; N-glycan processing. NCBI's taxonomy places the organism in Eukaryota, Metazoa, Chordata, Lepidosauria, Squamata, Lacertidae. The record is from RefSeq and is a predicted model, not a curated record. Gene Ontology annotation, molecular function: alpha-N-acetylneuraminate alpha-2,8-sialyltransferase activity.
CUGCCGCCUCUGCUGUUACCUAAACUGGAAGGCAGCGUGAGAGGAGCGCGGAGAGGCUGGAGCGAGGAGCUCGCGGGAGCGCGUGGGCAAGAGGACUUUGCCCAGGGGAAACAGCCGCCGCCGUCGCCUUUGAUCCCUCCAGCAUCCCGCCGGCUUUUGAUUUUUGGCUGCUGGUCCUUAAUUUGAUCCCUUGCUCUUUUUCUCCUCUCCUUUUUCAAAACCCAUCCUGCCAAACAAAGGAAACAGAAGGAACAUACACACAAACGCGCGCACGCCUAUUUGCCGGAGGAAGGAGAGAUGCGUUCGAUUCGGAAGAGGUGGACUAUCUGCACGAUAAGUAUCCUCUUGAUUUUUUACAAGACAAAAGAGAUUGCGAGAACGGAGGAGCACCAGGAGACACAAGCCAACGGAGACGGUGAGCUAAGUUUAAGUAGAUCAAUGGUCAAUAGCUCUGAUAAAAUAAACCAAAAGAGUGGCUCUUCAAUGUUCCAGCAUUCCGUAGAAAGAUGGAAAAUCAAUUCUUCCUUGGUACUGGAAAUAAGGAAGAACAUUCUUCGUUUCUUGGAUGCAGAAAGAGAUGUCUCAGUAGUCAAAAGCAGCUUCAAGCCAGGAGAUGUAAUCCAUUACGUGCUAGACAGACGCCGCACACUAAAUAUUUCUCAGGAUUUACACAGUCUUCUUCCUGAAGUUUCACCAAUGAAGAACCGCCGAUUUAAGUCAUGUGCUGUUGUAGGAAAUUCUGGUAUUCUCCUUGAUAGUGGCUGUGGAAAAGAGAUUGACAACCACGAGUUUGUUAUAAGGUGCAAUCUAGCUCCCGUGGUGGAGUAUGCUGCCGAUGUGGGGACUAAAUCAGAUUUUAUUACCAUGAACCCAUCAGUUGUACAAAGAGCAUUUGGAGGCUUUCGGAAUGAGAGUGACAGAGAGAAAUUUGUGCAUAGGCUAUCCAUGCUGAAUGACAGUGUCCUUUGGAUCCCUGCUUUCAUGGUCAAAGGCGGAGAGAAGCAUGUGGAGUGGGUUAAUGCAUUAAUCCUUAAGAAUAAAUUGAAAGUGCGAACUGCCUAUCCAUCACUGAGACUUAUUCAUGCUGUCAGAGGUUAUUGGCUGACCAACAAGGUUUUCAUCAAGCGACCUAGCACAGGACUCCUCAUGUACACACUUGCUACGAGGUUCUGCGAUGAAAUUCAUCUCUAUGGAUUCUGGCCCUUCCCAAAGGAUAUAAAUGGAAAGCCCGUCAAAUAUCAUUAUUAUGAUGACUUAAAGUAUCGAUUUUUUUCUAAUGCCAGCCCACAUAGGAUGCCAUUAGAGUUUAAAACUUUAAGUAUGUUGCAUAACAGAGGAGCACUUAAAUUGACGACGGGGCGGUGUGCGCAGCAAUAAAGCACAAGUCGAGGACUAGGAGAAGUGCCAGAUCUGGGCUUCGCCAUGCAGAUUUUAUGGAAGAGCAGUGGGAUCAAAACAGUGGAUUUAUCCCUGUGCGCUGUACCAAGCCAUUGGAGAACAAGGAAGUGCACCGGAACUCCCGUACCAGCGAACCUUUUUACCUGUUGAAGUGCUAAAUCUUGAGUGCAAUGGUUCGAGUAAGUGCCACUUUCUCUAAGAGCAAAGCUUGAAUGUAUAAAAUCAGUAGUGUUUACAAGAUCCAACGAUGCAUUCAUCACCUGUUAAAGAAGCAAAUAGUCCAUUUACUGCUCAUUUGCCAACACAAAGUCUGGCAGCGUGUAACGAAAUACCCAAGAGGUGGGGUCUGCCCUGAAGGAAAUACUUUGCAUUUGGCAGCAACAAUCAAGGUGGAAUUGGCAGAGCAGUGGAUAACAUCACAAACAUCAAGCAAAAUACCUUCAGCCGGGGCCGUCCCUGGCUUUGUAUUAUAACCUUUCUCUUUUUCCUCCCUGUUUUUAAAAUUGUCAUUCAUUUUCUAUGGUGUUUGGGUAUUGGAGCCCCUUAAGGGAUUUUGACAAGAUAAUACUAUGAACAUUUUAAGUAAUCUUCAAGAAGUGGUCUUAGAAGAUCUUAUUUUUUAAACAAAAUCUUCAUUGCAUCUUAUUGCUCAGCUUACGCAUUGCAGCUGAAGUUGCCUCCACGUGACAACUUGCUGCUGCUGUAACACAUAGAGCCAGUCAUCAGGUUUUGCCCCCGCAGCCCCAUAUCUCAGCACCAGCCACUUCUAGGAACAUGUUCUGCUGGGGAAGGCGAUGUCGGGAUGUGUAUGGGAAAUGGGAGCGGGGAGGGUCAUCUCACUAGGUUGUUCUGGAUGGUAUAACUUGCUGAAAAAAGCUUAGGAUCUCCCAACUGCUUUUAGGUGCUUCUUUUAGGGUGAACUGCAUGUUACAAUAAACACACAACAAAAGUGUGCUCAAACUUCUGAACAAAAAGCAGCUGUGUAGUCACAAUCCGGACUGGUGACACAUUCCACAUCAGGGCUCCAAACUAAUUUUUCUGCUAACCUCUUCUCUCCAGCUGCUGAUGGCUCCUGAAUGUAUUUAGGAAAACGCCAUACAAAAUACACGGUGUGUACAAACUUGUAUAGAGUAUACAUUGUUAUCUUUGGGAGACAAAUCGCAGGAAGGGCAAGGAAUUUUCCACAGGAUACUGUCCUGAUCUACGUGUGUGUUCCAGAUCCCAAAGUUGCUUUUUCUUCAAAACAGAAGUAGUUUAAACAUACUUCUUUUUUCUGAAAUUGUGUUUAUCGUAACAUUUAGUCUGGCCUAAAGUACAAACUUAACAGAAGCUAAAUUGCAAGUUAGCACUUUUAAACAAUCUGAUGUUUUGAGCUGUCUUUAAGGCAAGAUUUUUGUUAUGAAGAUGAUAUUGUUAACAAGCAGGUGCCCUUACAUUUGGUACCAAAGAUUAUGCUGAUUUUGUAAUCGAUGUAGAUUUGUUUUCCUUCAAAUGAUGAAAACGUGUAAAAUUUAGUACUUGUUGCUGUGCUGCUUUAGAAACUGUUUUCAGUCAUUUUUUUGUUUAUUUGUUUACUACUAACUUGGUGUCUAGAUUUUGUUUGAAGGACAAAUUCCUUAACUUGACUUUGCUUUUUAUAUAUGCCUUGAAAAUUUGAAAGAGAUGCUUUCCCUUUAAAAAAAAAAAAGCAGACUAUGACCAUAAUAUUCUUGAAUCAAAAUAUUUAAUCAGAAUUAAUGUAAGUUAUAAAUAUCAUUGAAAUGUCAGAGUCUGUAUAGUUUAGCUGGCAUAGUGGAUUUUGUUUUUAGUUUACAAAACCACUUUUAAAAUGCAGAUUCUUCAUAGUGCUGGACAAUAUGUGCAUUAUUCUCGUUCUAUAGCAUCCUGAUGAGCAAUAUGUGAAAAUACCACUGACGAGUUCCCUUGCCUUUUCACUUCUUUGAAGCUCCACUUUCUAUAUGGGGCUGUGUUUUUUGUUCUGAGACAGCAGACAAUGAGAAUUACUAAUGGUUUUGUAUGAACAAAAAGGGUUGUAAACAGAAUGGCUGUAAAUCUAGAGUAUCAAAGCACAACUGAUGGAGUGACUUCAGAAAUGCAUGCUUGGGAAACAACCAGUGGUUCUCUCAUGUGGUUUCACCUGCAGAUUUCUGCCAUAUAGAAGAAGAAGAAAAACAAAUGCAGAAUAAAUCUUCAUUUUAGCCCUUUUCAGAUAUUCAGGGCCUUUUCACACACACUCAUAUGACCUGCACAUAUUUAGUGUGUUGAAAGGAACAGACAGGACCUGCACAGGUUUUAGUGCUCAAUGCAUAAUAGUCUGAGAGGGACCUCAAGACAAAGGGAGUGUAGCCUAUGUGCAUGCCUGCAUCUCACUACUCACUUUUAACCCUUAUGUGUUCAGACCAGUGCCUGAAGAGAGUGAUACAAUGCUGUGUAGAAGGAAGGGUGGGCUGAUUAUGCCAUUCCCAAAUGCAUGGAAUAAUCUGCAGGAACCUACCAGGCCAACAAGUCUGUACCUAGUCCAGCAUCCUUUUUGCUGCAGUGGCCAACCAGGUGUCCACAAGCAAGACCUGAAGGCAAAAGCCUUCUCUUUCUCUUUUCCUAGAGUGCAUAUUCAGUGGCAUUCUGCCUCUUUUCUCAUCAGGAUAUUCAUACAUUGGAUGAAACGGAUAAACCCAUAAAGGAAUGUGAUUUCCCCUGCCCACCAGGAAACUAUGAAUAGUAAAAUACUGCUUGUUGAUUUUUGCAGCAUAGGCAGUGAGCUUAGCCAUUGUUAUCAUUAAUUUCUACUAUUCUUUUCCUUACAAAAGGAAGCCCAUAGCAGAGAGAGAAAACAUUUUUUGAGGGAAGUGUAGGCUUAAAGAUUGGUUUUGUAAACUCCAAAGAUAUUACUGGAAAACGUAUGGUGUUUUGGAUGACACACAGACAAAAAUAGUCCAAAAUAAGAAUUCCUUAGGCUGCUUAAUGACCAUAAUAGUAAUGUUGGCAUGUUUCAUUAUGAAAUAUAGUAAUGUUAGAGCAGUCUAGUUAGACUGAUUUUUCAUAAAAGGUGUUAGAUUUCACACAAUCACCUUAAAGAAGUUGAGACUAGUGCCUUUUUCAUCCUCAGGCAUAACUUCAAUCCUAUUACUUAAUUCUUUUGUGUCAUAUUUUCCUCCCCUUAUCUAGACUAUUUCCACACGUCUAUAAAGGGCUAAUAAACUGGUUAACAAAACCACUUUUAUGUUUUGCAUCUCAGGGAAAUAUCAGUUUUCCAAUAUAAACACAACAGGAAAAGAUAGAAUUGAAAGUGGAUGAAAGCCUAUCAUAUUACAUAAAAAAGAAGAAGCAAGGUUUUCAUGAAAUGGAAUGAGGCUGCAGUCCUAUGCACCUUGGAAGAAUUCAAGGGGACAUUAUGGGAUUGCACCAUCAGGCUGCAAUCCUAUGCAAGUUUAGUUGAGAGUAAACACCGCUGGGCACAAUUGGACUUACUUCUCAGUAGAAGUGCAUAGACUUGGGAGUGUGAAAAAAAGCCACUUAGAUGAAGAAUAAGGAUGAUUUAAAAGAUGCUAGGAAAGAUUUAAAUGAUGGAAUGGUCUGCUUAAAAUACAAUGUUGCAGUGUUUGGCUCAGCAUUUCAUUUAGGUCUCGUUUCAUUGAAAAUCUAAAAUGACAGUAAUUUUAAAUCCGGAUGUCACAACUGUCUUUUUUUAUGCGCGAUGCCAUUUUGGGUCCUCCAGCCCCUUCAUUGUUUGCAUAUUAUGCAGAGACCAUGAGCUUCUUUUUUCUUUGUCAGAACUCUGCUCUUAGUUACAUGAGCACAGAUUCUGGAAUUUUCCCUGAAUGGCAGGAGCCCUGCAUUUCACCAAUGGGAUAUUGGCAAAAACUUCUCACAUCCUGCCCUGUGUCUUUGCCUUGAGCUUUUACUAUAUAUCUCUUCUCUUGAGUAGUAAAAACUAUCACCAUUUAAGAUCUACAUUCCCCGUUGAGAUCAAGCCCUAGAGGAGCCAUCCACAACCCAACACCCUCCCAAUGUUUUGGACGACAACCCCCAUCAGCUUCAGCCAGCAUGACCUUGUUGCUUGGGUCUGAUGGGAAUUGUAGUUCAAAAAACAUGGAGAGCACCAGGAUGGGGAAGGCUGUCCUAGAACUUAAAGAGUCAAAAAGGUAGCCUAUAGAAGCUUGGGCAAGGUUACAGUUAGUGGGAUGUACAUUUGCUCAUCACAUUGCAAAAAAUUUAAAGUGUUCAAAUGCAGGUAAGGAAUAAAUGGCUUCUUUGUUUUCAUAAUUUUUCCAUAACAUAUAUUUGUUGCUUGUUUCCUACCACAAAUAGCUACUGUGAUAGAGAAUCAUAAUUGACCAGCACUAUCUCCAACACAUACCCAGUGGUUAAAAUCUGAUCCCUUAAUGCAAAACUGUAGGAACAGUCUCUUUAGAAAUGCACAGGAAGAAAGGGAAUUUGUUUUCAUUCAGAUAAUUUUACUUGUGAAGACUUGUAAAUCAUAAAGCGGUGUUUUAUAAUUUGUGUUGUUGUUUUUUUUGUUUGGAGCUCUGGAGCUCCUAGAUUAAUGAAGAUAAAUGUAUAAUAUAUUCAUGUUUAUCCUUUGAGGAGAUUCUCCUUUUUAUUCCCUUUCUAAAAUGUGAAGACUACUCAACGUUUCCAUUGAGUUUGGAGUCUCUCUCUUCAACAAUGCCAGAAUAACGUCCCACGAAAAAGAAAUACAAUGUAAUGGAACUAAACGAAAAUGAAUGCAAUUGCUAGCUAGUAUUCUGUUUGCAUGUGCACAUUUGAUACCUUGAAAGACCAUAAAAGCGAGGAUUCGAAUUAGUCUGCUUUGUGGCAACUUUCAGUACUGGUUACCCACUGCCUUCAGCAAGUGUGGAAGUUAUGCAGCUUCUUAGAUCCUACAAGGCUUAGAUAGGCUGUGAUCCAAUGAGAUAACACCUAUUCAGACAAGCAAUAGUGGUGUGUGCACUGACGACAAGUUUCCGUUCAGACCCCAGUUUUGCCCUUCAGACAACAGUCCAGGGACCAUCAGCUCAAGGACUCAAGGACCUGGUAUUUCAGUCCACCACCUCCACCCCAGUAUCUGAAUUCACUAUUGGGAAUAGUGAAUUAAAAACAGCUAUAACUCAUUUUGACAGUGGAUGAAAUUUGCAAGUCCCUUCAGAGUGGAUAGACCCUUCAAAAUUACUAGCACAUUGGUUUUCGAGCUUUUGUGCUGGGCACAAUUCCUUUUGUAAAGGAGAUAUCUCUAGUAUUUCAUUUGGAGGGCAGAAUUGGAAGACAUUUACAGACAACAUUGCCCCUUCUCAAUCUAUUACUCCUGCUAAAUUUCAGAAGAAUGUCUCUUAAAGUUUUAGGAUAGGUAAAAAAGGAAUCCCUUAAUCUCCCAGGCUAGUGUCUUGAGGGCAAUAGGUCUGAAAAUCGUAGAUAUGAAAGCUGCCUUUGGGUAAAAAACCAACCAAAUUCCAGGUGAAUAGGUCUGGGGCCUUUUGUGUUAAGCACCUGUGACAUUUAUUGGGGGGGGGAGGGAAGAUGAACAAAACGGUUUUCACUUUUGGGGUAAAACCAUUCCCUCUGAUUAUAAUCUUGAUUUGACAUUCAUAGCAGAGCUCUUCCUCUGCCCCCUUCCCACCAUGGUGUCUGCUGUCCAUUUCCCCAUCACUUAGAGACAUUACUUUUGCUUUUAUCAGAUGCUUGUCUGCAGCAUUUUUUGACAUUUGGAUUGCUGAGGCGCCGUGAAAUGCUUCAGGGCUGCCUAUUUUUAUUCAUGACACCUUGAAAAGAGCCUGCUUUGCUUCUGUAAAGCUCAAAAUCUCUCCAAGGCAUCCUUCUUCAACUUGGGGUUCUGGUUCUGAUGCACACCCCUAAUAUAUUUCACAAUUAGCCUUUCCAUAAAUAUUCCAGUAUUUCAAUUGCUAAAGCUCUGGUCCUUUUUCUUUUUUUGUAAAUGACAUGUGUUGCAGGUUGAAGAAUGGGGCAACUGACUUUAAAAAAGACUGAAAAGUUUCAUUAUAAUUUAAAAAUAUGUGCUCCAAUCCAAUGGGAGGGGACAGUUACAAACAAGUAUUUGCAUGUGUGUUUCCUGGGCCAAAAAGUUCCAGUGUCUGGAUCAGACAUUGAGCUCUAUGAAACAGACACUCAUUAUCUGUUUCUCCUAUUAGAUUGAGAUGGUGGACACAUAUCUCUGGAUCUUGGUGCAAUUUCACUUUUUUCCCCUUUCCCCUUUCUUUUUUCUUUUUAAGAGCACUGUUACCCUGGAUAGGCAAAAGCACAACUGUUUUAACUGUAUAUACUAAAGGAAGCAAGUUUGCCAAAACCAGCCUUCCUGGACAGUACUACUGCUAUCGAGCUCCCAUUUGUGUGCACUGUUGAGAUGUAUUCUGUCAGGAUCAUCUUGUCUGAUGCUUUUUUAUUAUUAUUUUGUGUACAGGAGUUGUUGUUAAUUCUUUGUUACUUGUACAACCUGUAAAAUAAAUUAAAACUUUUUUUCCAGUA